AUGGCGGAACUUGCGGCAAUCCUACCUGUCGUCUCUCGCAGCUCCAGUCUUGCGCUAGAGCUGUAUCGAGUCGCCGCCUCAACCCAGGACGUUGCGGGCGAUUAUAUCAAGGUCGCGAAAACAAUCAACGGGUUUGCUUCAAUCACGAAGCAAGUAGGAGCUUUGAUCACCGAAGAUGACCGUCUACCUUCGUAUGAGGCUCAUGAGAUUCUGGAAAAUGUCAUGGAGCAAUCCGGAUCGGUUUUUACAGAAAUAGAGUCGAUCACCUCUGCUCGAAAUGGCAGCAAGAAUGGCUCUCGUUACGAUCGAAACGGACAGGCCCGACGAAAUUCUGUGGUUUGGCCAAGGUUAGAGUAUCUUACAGCUCACCUCGAAACUUUGAGGACAACCUUGUCAGUCCUGUUGCAGACGCUGUACACAGCGCAGAGCAUCAUGUGGUCAAAGUUGCGUCCGACAGUAUCGCCACAGCAGGCGGCAAGAGCAGUAGCGAACGAGAAGAUGCAGCUGGAAACGCUCAUCAUCGAACAACAGAUAUCAAUUCUAGUCGCCUCAAAACUUUACGAACAAGCGCCAAGCCCGGAUGAUCGGAUGUUGAUGGAGAGUGACAGCUCUCAAAGCCUUGCCGCUAUAGGCCGUGGAAGCACAAUACCAAACCCAUCUUACCUACACCGAUACCACGACACUUAUCUCGCAAGUCUUAACAUUGCAGGCUCUGUCGAGGACGGAUACCUACCAGCGGCAUGCAGUAUCUCUGCUCCGCGAGUAGAGAGCUUGUUGGAGAGGUGGACGAGUCUGCCUCAAUUCGACAAUCGCAUUCGUGAUGCGGAACGAGAAAUCCGAAUGCAGCAGAGGGAGAGCCAACAACCUACAGUCGAAUCUGAUAGUGACGAAGAGCAUCAUCAUCGUAAGAGUAAGAGUAAGAGACAUCAGAGACCAGACUAUGUUCAGCCAUUAUUCAGUGACACGGCCACAACACCGAUUCCGGUAGCAGAGUCGCGACCCAAGCCAGCUGUCCCCGUAUCGCAUACUUCCUCACCAAGGACUUCACCAAGGUCAUCGCGCAACAACUUUCCUGUACCAAAUGCCGAGCAAUACACACCCAAUUCAGCUAGAUCCAGCGUGUCAGGCCUCCCCGUCGAAGCCGCAGCUGCAAUCGAGGCCAACGAAGAGAACUCCGACGUCGACCUCGAGAUCCCAUGGACAUUAUGCACACGCAAGUAUUACUGGAAGUACAUCGACGCCAAGAUGAUCAGUUCAAAUACCGAUUUACCACCAUCGACCGCGUUAUCCUCGCGUCACCCCUGGACCGAAAUAAUGGCAAGCUGGGUGUGCAAGGAAGCAAUCCGCGAAGCCGGCUAUAGAGUCACACAGGUGCAAAAGGAGCGGCGCGAAGGAAAGCGCACGAAACUUGAACCAUGUUUUUGUAUCGAGCAACCCUUGAAAUUUGAGCACGUCAUGCAACUCGUCGAACGCACCGUCGAAAUCUACAGAAGCACACAGGAGCCACAGCCACAGUUACAGUCACGCCCUACUCCCAUUCGGAACACGACCCACCCACCACUACCAUCAUCCUCUGUCGACCGACCCCCGCCGCCGCCGCCACCUCCUAACGCACAACGAACCAGCGAGAUCGACCGCGACCGCACACCUCGACCCCACGCCCAGCUCGAACGCUCCACAACUUCCAUACCCUACGCAUCCUUCCCGCCGCCCCCACCACUAGACCGCUCGCUAUCCACACCCGGCUCAAAACCUUUCCCCCCUCCUCCCCCUCCCCCCACAAACGAACAAAACCCCUAUCUCCUCCCAGCAGGCUCCUACCCGCCCCAUCGUCCCCAGCCCGCCUCAACCCCCCAGCAACCCGCCUACCCGCCCCCUCCGCACCGCCAAACUUUCCCCCAGUACCCAAACCCCGUGCCCCAGUCCCCGCUGCGCCAGUCGUACAUGAACACCCACCCCAGCAGCAGAUACGACACAGAUCUCACGACGUCCGAGUCUGAUAGCGGGGAGCGCGAGCGCGCGAGGAGGCGCAGGUCAAGGUCGAGGUCGAGAUCGAGGAGACGCACGCUGGGCCGGAAGAAGAGGACGAUGCAGGCGUUGAUGGGGGUUGGGGGGUUGACGGCACUGUUGAAUGGGUUGGGGGAUCUUUAA
Molecule: messenger RNA, 2151 nt
Organism: Dothidotthia symphoricarpi CBS 119687
Lineage: Eukaryota; Fungi; Ascomycota; Dothideomycetes; Pleosporales; Dothidotthiaceae
Exons: 3
Coding region: 1-2151 (716 amino acids)
Source: RefSeq, a predicted model, not a curated record